AUGUUCACCAAGCAGACUUUCUCCGCCUUCAUUGGCGCCCUGUCCGUGGCCUCUGCCAGGACUAUCCCCGCUACCGCUUCCAUGCCCUCAUUGGCGGAGGUUGAGGCUGCCGCUGCUACUGUUGUCCCUCUCUCUCCCGUUUCCAACGUCAAGGGUCUGGCUUUCGACCGUUUCACCCAGAUCUGGUUUGAGAACCAGGACUAUCAAACUGUUGCCGACGAUGCCAACUUUGCUAAGAUUGCCAAGGAGGGUAUUCUCUUGACCAACUAUUUUGCCACCACCCACCCUUCGCAGCCCAACUACGUUGCCUCUGCUGCUGGUGAUAACUUUGGUAUGGACAAUGACGCAUUCACCCAAAUCCCCGCCAAUGUGUCCACUAUCGCCGAUCUGUUCGAUACCAAGAGCAUCGCGUGGAGCGAGUACCAACAGCAUCUUCCCUAUGCUGGAUACCAGGGAUACAACUUCUCUAACCAGCACACCGAUGCCAAUUCUUACAUGCGCAAGCACGAUCCUCUCAUUAUCUUUGAGUCUGUCACCAACAGCGAUGUUCGUCCCCGCCAAAUCAAGAACUUCACUUCCUUCUACGAUGACCUGAAGAACGAGCGCCUCCCCCAGUACUCCUUCAUCACCCCUAACAUGACCAACGACUGCCACGACACCGACAUCACCGUCGGCGGAGACUUCCUUGCCGACUUCCUCCCCCCUCUGCUGAAGAACGAGUACUUCACCAAGGACAGUCUGAUCCUGGUCACCUUUGACGAAGUGGGCAACUACACUGAGGAGAACCGUGUCUACAGCAUUCUCCUUGGCGGCGCCGUCCCCGAGCACCUCAAGGGAACCACCGAUAGCACCUUCUACACCCACUACUCCGUCAUUGCCUCCCUCAGUGCAAACUGGGGUCUCCCCCUCCCUCGCCUCGUCGCUGAGAAGACUGGUUUCGUGAACUGGGAGGUUGACCUCACUGCCGUCCCCAACCUUUUGAACGAGACUUACCCCGGCCCUCUGUCUGAGAACGUUUACUCCGAGUACGAGUCUUACUGGCCCAUUCCUGCUACCCAGGAGACCUGCAAUGCUGGACACGGCAUUGUGGAUGUUGUCAAGGAGACUUACAACCGUCGCAAGCCUACUUACAACUACAUUAGCCCUGUGCCGUAUGAUGUGCGCAGUGGAUACAACACUGGUAUUCCUUACUGGCGUUACGUCAACGGUAAGAAGGAGACUGGUAUUACCAACUAG
This is a messenger RNA of Penicillium odoratum, 1236 nucleotides long. RefSeq lists its product as uncharacterized. Gene Ontology annotation, biological process: phospholipid catabolic process. The transcript is spliced from 6 exons. The coding region runs from base 1 to 1236 and encodes 411 amino acids. Gene Ontology annotation, molecular function: hydrolase activity, acting on ester bonds. The record is from RefSeq and is a predicted model, not a curated record. NCBI's taxonomy places the organism in Eukaryota, Fungi, Ascomycota, Eurotiomycetes, Eurotiales, Aspergillaceae.